Molecule: messenger RNA, 555 nt
Organism: Dama dama (fallow deer)
Lineage: Eukaryota; Metazoa; Chordata; Mammalia; Artiodactyla; Cervidae
Gene: C10H16orf82
Product: chromosome 10 C16orf82 homolog
Exons: 2
Coding region: 1-555 (184 amino acids)
Source: RefSeq, a predicted model, not a curated record
AUGAACAAAGCAACCAAGUCAAAUAUACAGGGCUGGUGGAGACACACCACAUCCAACACCCAGAGGCCUCCAGGCCCCCUCCUCCUGGAGAAACCAAGUCAGUUGCCCCUCACUUUCCUCCAGGGCAGGCAAGGGGAGUCUCCCAGCGGGGAGGCUCAGGAACCAGGUGCAGGUCUACAGUCACCCAGGCUAGAGCCCCAGUCCCCUGCAUGGCCAUGCCAUGAUGCAGAAGCCACGCAGGAGCCCCUGAGAGAUUCCAGUGGUCACUUGGGAAGCACCGUGAGCCACGACAGCAGCGUCCUGUCAAGCCUGCUACACUCCAGCCUGGAGCGAUGCAUUGACAUCAGCCGGCUGAGCAGCGGGUACGCAGGGGAUGAGGAGAACAGCGAAGUCAGCUUGCCAGGCAGCCAUCAAAUCAUGCGGUUGAGCAGAAGGCUCCACACCCAGGCAGGCGGGGCCCAGACCAACCAGGUGUGCGCCGUCUACUCUCCUAAGCAGCUGAAGAGACGACUGGCCUGCCAAGCCAACAGCACCAGCCAGACUGGAAGGGAAUAG